Molecule: messenger RNA, 954 nt
Organism: Aspergillus ochraceoroseus IBT 24754
Lineage: Eukaryota; Fungi; Ascomycota; Eurotiomycetes; Eurotiales; Aspergillaceae
Product: DUF1761 domain-containing protein
Exons: 3
Coding region: 341-796 (151 amino acids)
Source: RefSeq, a predicted model, not a curated record
AUUUCCCAGACACCCACCUCAACUCUUCGUCAACCCCAGACGAUUGGUUCACUGCAAGGUAAAUCUGACCAAAUCCCAGGUUUCUCUUUUCCUGGGACUUGGUGAUCAUGACGACGUCACAUCAUACCCGUACCGAAAGAAGUCUCUGAUGCAACUAGGUCUAUGGUCCAGUUCUUGUCUUGGGCUAUGCAAGAACAGUCAUAUUAUUAUGUCACGUUGGGCUGAAUAAUUUGUAUUUAAAAAGCCACAGAAUCUCAAACUACGAAUUCGAGAAACCAUUGAAUUCUGAACUUUUUGAGACAUUUGGACUAAUUGACGAGAAACGAAGACUACCGUGAAAAUGACGACUCUUCACUAUUUGCCCCCCGUGAAGCCCUCAGCUAUUGCUAUGGGUACUAUCUUCACCCACACUGCUUCUUUGGGUAUUUUGGCUCCCGUCUUCGGAGACACGUACCAUCGUGCCCAAGCAGCAAAUUCGAAGGAAGAAUUCAUUAAAUCCAAGGAGGCUGCCAGCGCAGCUGCGGCCUGGGGUAGCUCUUUGGUUGGAAGCGCUGUUCAGACAUAUGGCGUUGCAGCUUUGAUCAAUGCAACAGGAACUUUGAGUUACAAGGGAGCAGCUUAUUUGGGAAGCUUGAUCUUCAUGGCUAGUUCUGCACCAAGCUUUGUUAGCCAAAUUUUCACGGAGAAGAGGCCUCUCGACACUGUGGCAGUCGGUGCUGUUGCUAGGGUGUUUGAAACUGUUGGCCUGAGUUUGUUCCUCACCUGGUGGGGUACACGCACAAACCCAUUUGAUUAAAUAGGCUGGCUGUGCUUUGUUCUUGUUUCAUCUAUAACUAUAUCUAUCUACACAAUUAUGGGCUUCAGAUUGAGCUUGUUCAAGGAAGGCUGCAACUGAAUUUCCCGGCCCAUGUUUUAGUGAAAAGGCAAUAUAUAAUCUAUUAUUCUCAUUUUAGC